CGGAAGUUCGUCCUGUUAUUGAGUCCGAUUUGGUUCCAAUUUGUGGGACUGAAUUUUACAGUAGUGGCGGGGGGCCAUGGAGAAUUUCCAGAAGGUGGAGAAGAUCGGGGAGGGCACGUACGGGGUGGUGUACAAAGCGCGGAACCGAGAGACCGGGGAGAUUGUGGCUCUGAAAAAGAUUCGCUUGGACACUGAGACAGAAGGAGUUCCAAGCACAGCCAUCCGGGAAAUUUCCCUCCUCAAAGAAUUGAACCAUCCCAAUAUUGUGAAGCUUCUUGAUGUCAUUCAUACAGAAAACAAGCUCUACCUUGUAUUUGAGUUCCUUAACCAAGAUCUGAAGAAAUUCAUGGACGGUUCAAACAUUUCUGGAAUUUCACUAGCCCUAGUUAAAAGCUAUCUGUUCCAGUUGCUCCAAGGUUUGGCUUUCUGCCACUCACAUCGUGUCUUACAUCGUGACUUAAAACCACAGAACCUGCUUAUUAAUUCUGAGGGUGCCAUCAAACUUGCCGACUUUGGACUAGCUCGGGCAUUUGGUGUGCCUGUGAGAACCUAUACUCAUGAGGUUGUCACCCUGUGGUACAGAGCACCAGAAAUUCUUCUUGGCUGCAAGUUCUACUCCACGGCUGUAGAUAUCUGGAGCCUGGGAUGUAUAUUUGCAGAAAUGAUCACUAGGAGAGCACUUUUUCCUGGAGAUUCUGAAAUUGAUCAGCUCUUUCGCAUCUUUCGAACACUGGGGACCCCUGAUGAAGUGUCCUGGCCAGGAGUGACAACUAUGCCAGAUUACAAGUCAACCUUUCCUAAGUGGGUCCGACAGGACUUUAGCAAAGUGGUGCCACCUUUGGAUGAUGAUGGUAGAGACCUUUUAGCUCAAAUGCUUCAGUAUGACUCCAACAAGCGGAUUUCUGCUAAAGCAGCGCUGACCCAUGCUUUCUUCCGAGAUGUGAGCAGACCAACUCCGCAUCUGAUUUAGAUGUACACAUGGAGGAGAAGCGUACAAUAGUUUAUAAGGAGAUGACAGAAAAUGAGCAGUGUGGAACUUGGCAACCACCCUUGUAAGAAUAACUCUGUAUCCAUCAGAUCUAUUUCACAAAGUACAGAGAAUUGGCAUCAUUUUUAAGUAAAUUGUUCCUUUGCAAAAGAAGUUUUUCAUGCUAUAAUCCAACUACUUUCAAAUUCUUUCGACAUCUACAGUUUGGGAAUCUCCUGAAGAGUAUAAACAGCUAGGAUUUUAAUCUUGUAACUCGGUUCAGCAAGUUAAUUUCUUUUUUCUCUUUCUAUUUUCAGAUUACCAAAACUUUUUACUCUUAAUGGUGUGUGCAAAAAAAAAAAAAAUGCAUCCGUUUUUAAGGAGCAAGUCACCUUUUUAGGUCAGGCGCUAUAAGCACUUUGGUGCUGCUAUUUAUUUUCUAGCAUAUUUCAUUGAGUGGAAUAUUUUAGACUUCCUAAUGCUCUGUGAAAUGUAAAAUUGCAAUAUUCUCUACUGAAUUAUUAUAUCCAAUGUCCGUCUCAACAUACCUUGUAUGCUUGUAAUACAGGCACAACUGGUAGCAUUGUUGAAAUAGGUUAGGAUGCUGUACAGCACACUAUGAACCAUAUGUGUUAAAUAUUGUGUGCAGAACAUAGAUAAAAGUAUUAAGAGGAAGUUCUACAACAAAACAAGAAAUCUCUUUUGUAAAAUGUUGUUUUUGCACCUUUUAUUUUUGGAUGCAACUACUUUUAAAAUUAUGUUUUAACUGUUCAAUGUGUGUUUUAGUCUGUACCUGUGAUGUUAGUCCUAAAGUUAAUUAAAAUAAUAUUAUUACUAUGCUGGUGAAGAGUUUUAAAAUAAAGUACAGUUCUCUAGUA
Messenger RNA from Xenopus tropicalis (tropical clawed frog), 1845 nucleotides. RefSeq names its product cyclin-dependent kinase 2 (gene cdk2). The transcript has 7 exons. The record is from RefSeq and is marked provisional. NCBI's taxonomy places the organism in Eukaryota, Metazoa, Chordata, Amphibia, Anura, Pipidae. Gene Ontology annotation, biological process: regulation of cell cycle. Bases 77 to 970 code for a protein of 297 amino acids. Gene Ontology annotation, molecular function: cyclin-dependent protein serine/threonine kinase activity; protein serine/threonine kinase activity; nucleotide binding.